Molecule: messenger RNA, 501 nt
Organism: Mesorhabditis spiculigera
Lineage: Eukaryota; Metazoa; Nematoda; Chromadorea; Rhabditida; Rhabditidae
Source: the annotation of a GenBank genome assembly
AUGAUGCGCCGCCAUGGCCGCGGCGGGCCGGCUGCUGAAGCGAAGACUACGGAAAUUGCAAGACUUCGAAAAAUGAUGCUCGGGACGCGCGUGCAAUACAACGAAAGAUGGGCCAAAAUCGCUUACAUCGGCCUCGUGCAAUUCGCUGACGGAGUCUUUGCGGGCCUGGUCUACGACGAGAAGGUCGGGAAGCACUCGGGAGAGGUGCGAGGCGUGCGUUAUUUUCGGUGUGCCCCAUCGCACGGCGCCUACGUCCCCCUUGACAAGGUGUUGACCCGACCGACGGAUGCCCAGCAAGAACAAGAUGCACCGUCACAGCAGCCAGCGGUGCAGGGGCCCGAACUUCUUCAGCCGGAACCCAUUGUGGCUGCCGAUGGACCUGCGGUCGACUUUGAUGGCCGCGACGUUGCCCCCGUUGAUGAACAGAUUGAGAAGCCCGUCUCCUCGAUUCGGGAUCGCAAGGAGGACCUCAUCCCCAGCACGUUCUUCAGUACAUACCAC